GACUCCCGGGCUUCCGGGAGGCGGCGGGAGGCCCAGCUGGGCACCCUGCCCGCGCUGCCCGCGCAAAUUCCGCGCUUCCGCGGAUGCCCUUCGUCCUGCCCGGACCACCGUGCGCUCGGCGUUCAGGGCCCCGCGGGGCACCGCUGUCCCCUGAGCUUCUUCCGGAGCCGGGCUAAGGUGGGCUUCUCCCUCUCCCGCUUUCUCUGUAGCUUUACACCUCCUCUCCCUACCAUCCGCAUCCAUCCUGAGCCCAACCGAGGGGCACACCUGAUCCUGCGGCUCCCGCUCCUCCUCCUGCUCCUCCCUCCCCCAGGGCCGGAGCCCAAGCAGGGCAUGUGGGUCCCCCUCUGACAGUGCCCAGGGGUGAGGCGACCCUCGCCCAGAUGGCCAAGUGGCUUCGGGACUACCUGAGCUUUGGCGGCCGGAGACCCCCUCCGCAGCCGCCCACCCCCGACUACUCGGAGAGCGACAUCCUGCUGGCCUACCGCACGCAGAAGAAUCUGGACUUCGAGGACCCCUACGAGGACGCGGACAGCCGCCCCGAGCCAGACCCCGCGGCCCCCCCAGACUCGAAGAGUCCCGGCGACUCCAAGUACGACUCCCCCAGGCACCGGCUCAUCAAGGUGGAGGCGGUCGACAUGGCCCGCGCCAAGGCCCUGCUGGGCAGCCCCGGGGACGGGGACGAGCUGGAAGUGGACACUGAGUAUUCGGACCCAUUUGAUGCGCAGCCUCAACCACCACCGUCGGACGAUGGCUAUGUGGAGCCCUAUGAUGCGCAGUGGACCAUCAGUGAGCUGCCCUGCAAGGCAGUCCAGCUGUAUGAUACUCCCUAUGAAGAGCAGGACCAGGAGCCUGAGGAGAAUGGAACUCCUUCUGAGCAGAGGCUGCAGCAGAGCCGGCUGCCCCUGGAGGAUGAGCGGCCAGCAGAUGAGUAUGACCAGCCCUGGGAGUGGAAGAAAGACCACAUCUCCAGAGCUUUUGCAGUGCAAUUUGACAGUCCAGAGUGGGAAAGGACCUCAGGCUCUGCCAAGGAGCUGCGGAGAUGCCCUCCCAGAAGCCCCCAGCCAGCUGAGCGCGUGGAUCCCGCCCUGCCCCUGGAGAAACAGCCGUUGUGUAUCGAGGAGCGUGGCCCUCAGGAGACCUCUGUCCCCUCCCUCAGGUGGUUUCACGGGCCUCUGAGCCGGGCUGAUGCCGAGAACCUCCUGUCGCUCUGCAAAGAAGGCAGCUACCUCGUGCGGCUCAGUGAGACCAGCCCCCAGGACUGCUCCCUGUCCCUCAGGAGCAGCCAGGGCUUCCUGCAUCUGAAGUUUACACGGACUCGAGCCAACCAGGUGGUGCUGGGCCAGCACAGCGGCCCCUUCGCCAGCGUCCCCGAGCUGGUCCUUCACUACAGCGCUCGGCCCCUGCCCGUGCAGGGUGCAGAGCACCUGGUGCUGCUGUACCCCGUGGUCACGCAGAGCCCCUGCCCUGCACCCUGAGAGGGACUCUGCGGAGGGCUGGGGACAGAGGAACACCCAGACCCCUGCCCCAUCCAGGCCGCCUCUGACCGAGCUAGUGCCAGGGCCUAGAACUGUGACUCCAAGUGUUGUCUCCCCCCGCCCCGCCCC
Messenger RNA from Heterocephalus glaber (naked mole-rat), 1607 nucleotides. RefSeq names its product Src homology 2 domain containing transforming protein D (gene Shd). The record is from RefSeq and is a predicted model, not a curated record. Gene Ontology annotation, molecular function: phosphotyrosine residue binding. Lineage: Eukaryota; Metazoa; Chordata; Mammalia; Rodentia; Bathyergidae.